AUCUCUUUCGUCAACAGGCCAAUGGAGCAGGAGCAGGACCCAAAAAGACCACAUCACCAAACACAUCAUGUGAAUUCUACAAUACAUAUACAAAUGUAUAUGCACCAGUUGUCAUUGACAGCAGUUCCUCAGAUGUUGAGGAAGUCGACUACUCUCAGGUGGAAGACAGAGAGCAAGUUUUUGGACUGACUGCUGCUGACGUUUUGUCCAAUCUGUCAGAAGCUAUUGACACGAGCAACUGCAGCAGGUUCAACAUCAACCGUGCCAAUGUCUGGGAUGGGGCUCUGAGGGGAUUUAAGCGGUCCUCGUUUGACCCCACCGGUAGCCUUUUGGUGAAAUUCACCGACGACAUCGGGCAGACUGAGGACGCCGUUGACACAGGAGGGCCUACGCGGGAAUUCCUCACACUGUUGAUGGACGCCAUUAAAAACAGGCGUUUUUUUGAAGGCAGGGAAGAUGGCAAAUACCUGUCAUUUGACAGCAAAGCUGCAGACGGUGAUGAGUACUUCCAUGUUGGAAGAAUGGUGGCCAUGUCCAUUGUCCAUGGUGGUCCAGGGCCUCGUUGCUUUUCCGAGAACUUCUACCACUACCUAGUGGGUAAGGUGAAGACUAUUGAGGCCCCAAUUGCAGACGUACCUGAUCCUGAUCUCAGGAAUGUUCUCCUUGAGAUUAAGAAUGCAACAACCUUGGAAGAACUCUUGGAACUUAACGAUAAGCACGCUAGCAUGCUUCAGACAGCAGGAUGCUAUCGAUGCCUGAGGACACUGGAGGAUAAGGAACAAGUUGUAAAUGAUUACAUCCAGUGGUAUUUCACCUACCGCAACCAUGUUUCCUUCCAGAGGUUCAAGGACGGCCUGGCUACCCUGAACCUUUACAAUGCUCUGGAACAGCAUCCCUCCCUGUUCCAGCCUUACAUGGUUUACAGCGCGGAAGACCUGAAAGCAGAGACUCUAGAGGCGCUGUUCCGUCCACAAAUGAGCCCAACUGGUAGCUCAAACCGCCAGGAGGAGGAGAGAGUGCUUGGCUACUGGCUGGACUACUUAAUCGCUGUAAAAGAGGAAGCAUCUGGGCUGUCCCUGCAGGACGUUCUGAUGUUUGCAACAGGCCUAAAAGAAAUCCCAGCAGCAAAAUUAACACCACAGCCUCAACUCACGUUCCAGAAAAACUCAAGGUUUCCUGAGGCUAAUGUCUGCUCAAAUACAUUGAAACUCCCGAUAUUACCCUCAUAUGAGAUGUUUGAGGAAGCCAUGAGUUAUGGAAUUAGGAACUCCCCUGGAUUUGGUCUCUUUUGAGACCUGCAACUGUUUUUAUCAGACAUGCAACUGUUUUAACCUGCAUUUCAAAGUUCAUUGUGCAGUGGCUGUUAGUUUGUCACGGUCUGUACAUAUAAAGCUAUAUAACAUUGUUUAAAGAAAUUAAAUUAUUUUCAUAAGGUGUA
Gadus morhua (Atlantic cod) is the source of this 1438-nucleotide messenger RNA. RefSeq names its product G2/M phase-specific E3 ubiquitin-protein ligase. The transcript has 7 exons. The record is from RefSeq and is a predicted model, not a curated record. Gene Ontology annotation, molecular function: ubiquitin-protein transferase activity. NCBI's taxonomy places the organism in Eukaryota, Metazoa, Chordata, Actinopteri, Gadiformes, Gadidae. Bases 414 to 1292 code for a protein of 292 amino acids.